This is a messenger RNA of Dimorphilus gyrociliatus, 1054 nucleotides long. The record is from the annotation of a GenBank genome assembly. NCBI's taxonomy places the organism in Eukaryota, Metazoa, Annelida, Polychaeta, Dinophilidae.
GAUGGGUGAUGAAUAUUACUCAACUGUUGUUGAUUCGUUCCCAUGGACUAUUAGGAGGUGCUAUUAUGAUUUAGAAAAAAUAGGUUGUAGUUCUCAAAGUCUUGUUUGUUUAGCGUCUAAUGGUCAUUUUGGUAAAGUUGCUGUUAAGAAACUAAUUAAACCGUUUGAUUCGGAAAGCUGUGCUAAAAGAUCUUGGAGAGAAAUUGUUAUUCAUAAACAUUUAGCGAAAUCUUCCCAUCCACAUAUCAUAGGUCUCAUAGAGAGUUUUACUCCCGAUUCAGGCCUAGAGUUAUUUAAUAAUGUAUAUAUUGUCACCGAAUAUAUUGGCAAAGAUUUAGAACAAGCUCUUAAGAAGGUUGGGAAAUAUGAUGAAACAGACGCUUUAAAAAUCAUUGGCCAAGUUUUGAGUGCCUUGGCCUAUUUACAUUCUGCAGGUAUAUUACAUAGAGAUCUUAAGCCAAGUAAUAUUGCCAUAAGUGAUAAUUGCUAUGUAAAACUUUUGGAUUUCGGUCUGUCAAGAACAAGCGCUAGUGAAAUGUCUGGCUACGUAAUAACGAGACCUUACAGAGCUCCAGAGGUAAUAUGCAAUUGGACGCAUUAUAAGUCAAACGUAGACGUUUGGAGUGCUGGUUGCAUUCUAGCUGAGAUGCUUACCGGCGAAAUUCUAUUUAGAGGAGACACUUUAGUAAAGCAUUUCCAAAAUAUUAUAAAAUUCGUUGGUAAACCAAACGAAACAGUACUUUCUAAAAUAAUAUCUAUAAAUGCAAGAGAAUACAUAAAAACACUUCCCGAUGAACCACCAGUCAAUAUGAAUGAAUAUUUUCAUGGAAAACAUUACCUUGUAAUUGAAUUACUCAAAGAAAUGCUAAACUUUGAUUCCGAAACAAGAACUUCAGCAGUCGAUACACUUAAUCAUAAAAGCUUCGACUAUUUCAAAGCAAAAGCCUAUCAGGCGACUAAAAAUUUCUCUUGCCCUAUAUUAGAUUGUCAACUGGAAGAACAAUCUAAAAGUAUUGAUGACUGGAAAGAACUAGUUUGGAAUAUCUGUCAAUAA